Prunus armeniaca (apricot) is the source of this 639-nucleotide messenger RNA. The record is from the annotation of a GenBank genome assembly. Lineage: Eukaryota; Viridiplantae; Streptophyta; Magnoliopsida; Rosales; Rosaceae.
AUGGAAAACAACGCCGGAGCUGAACCCCAACGUAUUUAUGAAGACUUUGAACCCUACUGCAAAUGGAAUAAGCCCGACACGGUUGAGAUCCAUCUUCCAGAUGGUUUCAGAAAGGAACACCUCAAGGUCCAAACCAAUAAUUUGGGGAUUCUUACAAUCCAUGGAGAGCGUCCCCUGAGUCUCAUGAACACAUGGAGCCGCUUCCACAAAGAAAUCAAACUUGCAGACAAGAACUGCGAUCCAAAUGAAGUUCGUGCCAAGCUUGCGGGAGGAGUUCUUACAGUUACGAUGCCUCAGAAAGUUUCCAACGUCCACAUUUCCAGUCCUCCCAAGAACACUACUACUAGUACUCAAAAGGAAAAACUAGUGGUACCAGCUGAUCAUCUUCAACAAGCCAAAACUACAAUUAAAGACCAAAUAAGUGAUUACAAAAAUAAUAAUAAUGAUAAUGAAUGUAAAGGCCAAAGGACUUCUUCUUGUGGUACCAGUACUGCUUUACUUUCAAGAUCCAAAUUAGUGGGAAAAGAUGUUGCUUUCAAGCUUGGGGUGGCGGUGGCGGUGGCGGUGGUCGCUUUUGGUUUCGGGGCAUAUGUUGUCAAAUAUUACAAACAUGGACACCCAUAUUCCUAUUCCUAUUAG